AUGGCGCGGAGCAUAUUGGUAUUGGUGAUGAUGCUCGAUCUCUGUUGUGUGCACGGGCAGGUCAGUUACUCCAUUCCAGAAGAAAUGUCGAAGGGCUCUUUAGUGGGUAAUAUAGCGCAAGAUUUGGGCUUAGAUAUAAAAAGACUGAAAACAGGCAAGGGUCGCAUCUUCACGGGUGACCAGGCGGACUAUAUCGCACUUGACAAGGACAGGGGCAUCCUUCUGAUCAAAGAGAGAAUAGACAGAGAAGCGCUGUGUGAGCAAAUAUCACCAUGCGCUUUACAUUUUCAGAUUAUUCUUGAGAAUCCAAUGGAGUUGUACAGUGUGACGUUUUUUGUUGAAGAUCAGAAUGAUAACGCACCCCAGGUUCUAUAUCCUGUUCAAACUAGUGGAUCUUUGGUCGCUGAAAUUGUUCCUCGUUCAGCUGAUGUGGGCUACCUGGUCACCAAAGUAGUAGCUGUUGAUGUGGACUCUGGACAGAAUGCCUGGCUCUCAUACAAACUGCAGAAAGCGACAGACAGAGCGCUGUUUGAAGUUGGGGCUCAGAAUGGAGAAAUAAGAACCAUUCGACAAGUUAAUGAUAAAGAUGUCGUGAAGCAAAAGCUUACUGUUGUAGUGGAGGACAACGGACAGCCCUCUCGCUCUGCUACAGUCAAUGUGAAUGUGGCUUUAGCGGACAGCUUUCCUGAAGUGCUCUCGGAAUUCAGUGAUUUUACGCACGACAAGGAAUACAACGACAACCUGACUUUUUAUUUAGUCUUGGCCCUGGCUGUAGUUUCUUUUCUCUUUAUCGUGUCCAUAAUAGCCAUACUGUCAGUGAAAUGCUACAGAUGGAAACGUGACAAGAUGUUUUAUAAAUCCAACGGAAAUCUACCGGUUAUCCCGUAUUACCCGCCUCUUUACGCAGACGUAGGGGGCACAGGAACUCUACAGCAUGUGUACAACUACGAACAUUACAGAACAACCGACUCCAGAGAGAGUGAUCUGAAAUAUGUCAGACCUUGUAAUCAAAGCAUCAUCAGUCUGGAUAACACUGAAAUACAGACUCUACCGCAUGUUCACAACGAGAAACUGAUUGACGACUCUGAAGAUCAGAAAGUCACUUGA
Molecule: messenger RNA, 1107 nt
Organism: Sardina pilchardus (European sardine)
Lineage: Eukaryota; Metazoa; Chordata; Actinopteri; Clupeiformes; Clupeidae
Product: protocadherin gamma-A7-like
Exons: 4
Coding region: 1-1107 (368 amino acids)
Biological process (GO): homophilic cell-cell adhesion
Cellular component (GO): plasma membrane
Molecular function (GO): calcium ion binding
Source: RefSeq, a predicted model, not a curated record